Messenger RNA from Alternaria arbusti, 1857 nucleotides. RefSeq lists its product as uncharacterized. Lineage: Eukaryota; Fungi; Ascomycota; Dothideomycetes; Pleosporales; Pleosporaceae. The transcript has 3 exons. The record is from RefSeq and is a predicted model, not a curated record. Gene Ontology annotation, molecular function: flavin adenine dinucleotide binding; oxidoreductase activity, acting on CH-OH group of donors. Bases 1 to 1857 code for a protein of 618 amino acids. Gene Ontology annotation, biological process: secondary metabolite biosynthetic process.
AUGCCGUUGCUCAAGUUCAGCUCGCUCGUCGGUCUCAUCGGCUUUCUUUCAACAGCCGCAGCGGCGGUAGUGAGCGCUCGGCAGACAUCCUCGGAGCCAGGAACUUACGAUUACAUUGUAGUGGGCGGGGGGCUGAGCGGGCUCGUUGUUGCCAAUCGCUUGACUGAAGAUGCAGGUGUCUCUGUUCUGAUCAUUGAGAAUGGCGUCAUCGACAACAGACCCACGACAAGCGUGCCUUACUUUGCCAACAUCAACGCUGAGAACUAUUACCCCAUUACGUCUGCGCCAGAGCCUUUCAUGCAGAACAAGACCUGGAUGGUGCAUGUAGGUAAUGUUGUUGGCGGUGGCUCAGUGGUCAACGGAAUGCAAUGGGAUAGAGGUUCCGAUGCAGACUACGAUGCAUGGGAGCAGCUGGGAAAUCCGGGAUGGGGCUAUGAAGGCCUCGCGAAGUACUUCAAGAAGUCUACUCAUUUUGAUGGCCCCUCGGAAGCAGUUCGCCAGCACUUCAACAUGACAUUUGAUGCCAAUGCAUAUGGUGACGGUCCAGUCAAAGUAUCGAUACCGAACUACCAGUACGAGGAUUACGUCGACAUCAUGGCCUCUUUUGUAUCCCGGACCGACAUACCGCACUCACCGGAGGGUCUCAUUAGACCGAUUGGCACGUUCUGGACGCCAAACUCCAUCGAUAAUUCCACCAAGCAGCGAAGCCAUGCUCGCAGAGCCUACUACGACCCAGUUCAAUCACGAAGCAACUUGCAUCUUAUGACCAAUACACACGUGGACGAGAUCCUAUUCAAAAACGGUACUACGCUCGCGGCAAGUGGUGUCAAGUAUACAUCGAACACCGGAUCCUUAACCGCAUCUGUCUUCGCAAAGAAAGAAGUCAUACUUGCAGCCGGGAGCGUCUUUACACCGCAUCUGCUCAUGCUGUCAGGCAUCGGUCCAAAGGAUGACCUAUCCGCUGCUGGGAUCGCCGUGAAGAAAGACCUUCCGGCAGUUGGUUCGAACUUCCAGGAUCACCAAGCCUUGUACAUGCAAUUCAACCUCUCCAAUCAGUCCAUCCCUAAUCCCGACAUGCUCGUCACAAAACCCGACCCAGUCUUCAACGCCACAGCUGCCGAUCUGUACGAGGCUAACCGUACGGGCCCAUGGACCUUUGGACGAGGCAAUGCCGUACUCUUUCUUGCAUUCAAGGAUUUCUCGGACAAGUACGCCAACAUAACCGCCCUCAUCUCUGAGCAAAAUGCCACUACCUACCUACCACAACGCUAUUCAAAGAUCGAUGCCCUGCUGAAGGGCUUUAUUGCACAGCGCAAGAUUCUCAUCGAGCACUACCUUUCCGACGACGCGGCCACGGGUGAAUACCCGAUCCAACCCUGGGGUCGGGCAGCUACUGCAGUACAGAAACCUCUCUCGCGCGGUAUGUUGACCCUCAACACCACGCAUCCACUAGCAAAUCCGAUCGUCGUCCGGAACGCAUUCCAGAACCCAGUCGAUAAAUUAGUGCUUGGUGAGCUCGUGCGCUGGAACAGGAAGCAUUGGACGACCGCACCCCUGUUGAAGCGCUAUGCACCCGUCGAAGCCGUGCCGGGCGCGCGGUUCGAGACCGACGAUGAGAUCUUUGACGCGAGCAUCAAGGCGGCUGCUUUGAAUCCGACGUAUGCGCAUUCGAGCGGCGCAUGUGCGCUGAUGCCAGAAGAGUUGGGUGGAUGUGUGGACCCGCAAUUGAGAGUCUAUGGCGUGGAAGGAUUGAGGGUGGUGGACGCGUCGAUCCUGCCGUUGAUACCGGCGGCGCACCUACAGGCAACGAUGUAUGCUGUUGCGGAGAAGGCUGCGGACAUUAUCAAAGGAGUUUGA